CGCUCUGUGAUGACGUAAUCAGCUCGCUCUGCCACGUCUCUCCUGGGCAGCUGCGGAGAGCGAGAGGAGGAAGAGGGAGGCAGUGGAUGGAGUAGCGGGGAGGCCGCAGGCUGCUGCUGAGGAGCUGGACCCGAACCACUCGGAGAAGUCGGAGGAUCCUACUCGGAGAGUCUGGGGCGCCUGUUCCCUCCCUCACCAGAGCUGCAGCUGCACGGGCUCAAUAUGCACCAGCAGAGAACUUUCCCUGCACUGAGCUGACCCUCUGCAGCAUUACUUCUUCUACUUCUCCUCAACUAACCCCGCCCCUUUAACCCUCUCCUGCACCCCCUGCUCCAGCCCUGCACCCCCUAAACUCUGCUGCUCUCUGCCCCCCUGAGAUCCUGCCUUAGAGACUGUGGGAAGGAACAUCUGAUGCCUGUACAGCUGCACCCCCCUCUGCCAUUUCAUGUGGAGACACUGAGUGGUGUUUGGCUGGUGUAUAAUAGCUGGCAAGGAGCGCAGGUUGUGUUCAAGGCCUCAGAGUGGAGCCCCCUGGUGGUGCUGGACGUGGACUGGCCCCUUGUCAUGCCCGGUGGAAGGAGGGGUCCAAGCCGGCAGCAACUGAGCCGUUCCGCGUUACCCUCUUUGCAAACCUUGGUUGGUGGGACGUGUGGCAAUGGCACAGGGCUGAGGAACAGGAACGGUAGCGCCAUUGGCCUUUCGGCUCCUCCCAUCACCGCCUUGAUUACCCCCGAACCCGUGCGUCACUGCCACAUCCCUGAGCUGCCGGUGGACGGAGGCCUAGUAUUCGAGUUCCUCUUCUUCAUCUACCUGCUGGUCGCCCUGUUCACCCAGUACAUCAACAUCUACAAGACAGUGUGGUGGUACCCCUAUAAUCACCCCGGCUCUUGCACCUCUCUGAAUUUCCAUCUGAUCGAUUACCAUCUGGCAGCCUUUAUCACAGUCAUGCUAGCCCGGCGCCUGGUCUGGGCCCUUAUAUCACAAGCCUCACAGGUGGGAACGUCGUCCGUGGUCAAAUACUCGGCUCUGAUCAUUGGCCGCCUGGUGCUGCUCACGCUGUGCGGAUGGAUCUUCUGCUGGACUACGGUCAACCUGUUCCGCAAUCACUCGGUGCUCAACCUCCUCUUCUUGGGCUACCCGUUUGGCGUUUAUGUUCCCCUUUGCUGCUUUCACCAAGACAACCGCUCCCAGCCGCUCCCUACAGACUGUGGCUACCUGGUGCCCGACUCUCUAGUCCAUGAAGGUGCUAACGGCGUGGGGGGUCUCGUCCGACCCAAAGAUUUCCUCUCACUCCUGCGGGAAUCCCUGAGGGAGCAGUUCAACAGCCCCCCGUCUAUCCCGUCUCACAGCUGCCCCCUGUCCCCCGACCUCAUACGCAACGAAGUGGAGUGUCUGAAGUCCGACUUCAACCGCAGGAUCAAGGAAGUUCUCUUCAACUCCCUGUUCAGUGCCUACUAUGUGGCCUUCCUUCCUCUGUGCUUUGUAAAGAGCACCCAGUAUUACGACAUGCGCUGGUCGUGUGAGCACCUCAUCAUGGUCUGGAUCAAUGCCUUCGUCAUGCUGAGCACCCAGCUCCUCCCCCCAAAGUAUUGCGACUUGUUACAUAGAUCCGCCUCCCACCUGGGCAAGUGGCAGAAGUUGGAGCAUGGAUCUUACAGCAACGCACCCCAACAUGUCUGGUCGGAGAAUACAGUAUGGCCGCAGGGAGUUCUGGUACGACACAGCAGGAGUUUAUACAAAGCUGUGGGCUCGUAUAAUGUAGCGGUGCCUUCAGAAGUCUCUCACGCAAGAUUUUAUUUCCUCUUUCACCGGCCGUUACGACUCCUGAACCUGCUGCUGGUUAUCGAGGGCAGCCUGGUGCUUUACCAGCUCUACUCGUUGCUGCGGGCAGAGAAGUGGAACCACACGCUUUCCAUUGCGCUCAUUCUCUUCUGCAACUACUACGUCCUAUUCAAGCUCCUCCGGGACAGGAUAGUAUUGGGUCGGGCCUACUCUUACCCCCUCAGCAGCUACGGACUGAAACCUCACUGAGACGGUGGGGCAUUCGCUGAACGCAGGAGAUUUGAUAGGAAAAAGAAGAAAAAAAAAUACAAAAAAAAACCCUGAAAAAAAAAUAUUUUGGUACAAUUCUAUAUUUUUCUCGCUAUGUUUAUAAAUAUUUAAGAUAUUUUAUAUUUUGUAUACGAUUUUUGUUGUGUUCACCAGUUGGGAAGGGUGUGGCCUGGGGCUGCAGGGAAUCGUCGCUCGGAGAGCUCCCCCUGGAGGCCGAAUGCGGAAGGAGAAGCCGCAAAGUAUUCUGACAAAAAUCGCCCGUUUUGGGCAAAUCUUGUGCCGUUUGCCCCGCUGUAGGAAACGAGGCACUUGAUGGUACUGGCAGUUAAUCUCCUUCAACAGGAAGUGCCAACAUGAGCUCUUGAAGGGGUAGUUGCAUGGAGCGGACUCCCAGCCGAGGCCGAGUAAGCAGCAUGAAGUAUGACGACUCCAGUUAUCACUUUGCCAAUUCUGCAGCCGCCAGACAAACUUGAAUAAAGCUGAAGGCUUCACAAAUA
Xenopus laevis (African clawed frog) is the source of this 2549-nucleotide messenger RNA. RefSeq names its product transmembrane protein 39A L homeolog (gene tmem39a.L). The record is from RefSeq and is a predicted model, not a curated record. Gene Ontology annotation, cellular component: membrane; endoplasmic reticulum membrane. The transcript is spliced from 10 exons. Gene Ontology annotation, biological process: negative regulation of autophagosome assembly; negative regulation of autophagosome maturation. Lineage: Eukaryota; Metazoa; Chordata; Amphibia; Anura; Pipidae. The coding region runs from base 412 to 2031 and encodes 539 amino acids.